GGUCUACUUGUAACUGAAACUCUUUUAUUCAGGUACUAUUGUGAUGUUUGCCUUGACCGCACGCUAUACGCAAGGACGACCAGCAAACCUUCAACCGGGAACAGCAUUUUCUGGGCAGAAGAGUUCGACCUCAAUAAUCUUCCAGACGUUUCAAUCCUGACUAUAAGCCUUUAUCGUGAAGCUGACGGCGGAGGGCGAGAUAUACGAAGGGGUUUGCUUACCCGGUCAAACAGUAAGAAGCUUUUAAAGAAAUCACAGAACCGUCUAGUUGGUAAAAUCGACAGUUUUGACAUUGUUGAAUGCAUAGCACUGAGAGGAAUCUUUUCAACUGUUAUGGUUGAUUACUUCUUUGCUUUCUGUCCCCUUAUAGGUUUUGUGACCCUUCCUGUGGUGAACAUAUGCUCGCGUAACCCAGCACAGACCUGGCUGACCUUGCAACCGCCUUCGAAUGCAGAUCUUAUCAAUCCAGCACUCAUCAAUCCGAUUGAAUUUGGGACAAGCAAUUCGGUCACUUGUACCAAUGGUAUUUCAAGUCCUUUGGGAAAACCCCAUGGUUCCUCCAACACGGUUGGUGGCACCGGAGUCCGGCUGCGGGUUUCAGUUAGGUACAAAUCCAUCGACAUCCUCCCUAUCCGUGCUUACGCUGCUUUGCAUUCGCUGGUCCGCGAGAAUGCAAUAGAAUUCACUGAAUGGCUCGAGCAUUUAAUUCCACUCAAGCUCAAGGAAGAAGUUGCCUCCUGUCUGGUGAACCUCCACGAACAAGCCGGAACAGCUGCUGCAUUUUUAACUGAUCUGGUAGUUCGGGAGGUCUCCGAGUUAGAAAAUGAGUCAAUGACUUUCCGCUCGAAUACAAUGGCCACCAAGGCUGUGGAGAGUUACAUCAAACUUGUUGGGAAAGAGUAUCUUCAUAAACUCCUUCAUCGGUACAUCCAGCGAGUCUUGAUUUGCCCUGACACCUGGGAGGUGGACCCGGAUAAAUUAUCACCUCAUAGCCUUUCUGCAGGUAGUCUCCUUUCCCCAGACGGCCAAGGAACUUCUACAUCUGCGACCAUAAUUAUCCAAGACUACUGCGCCAGAAAACUUCUUUCUACUGACUAUGAGCAGCAAGUAACCCCUAACAGCCUCUCGCGUCUCGCCGUACUAACCAACGGGCGAGUCGCUCAGCCUGGGAGCCUUAUUUUUAGUCAGACUCAACUGCUUCAACACCUUGAUUUUGUGUGGGAUGCCGUGUGUGCAAGUAUCCCCGAUUUUCCUAGACCCCUUUUGGAAGUAUUCUCAGCAUUUCGCUCAGUUCUGCAACCAAGCAAAGGUGCCGAAUUCUGCGACAAAUUGAUUUCAGCCUGUAUUUUUCUACGCUUUGUUUGUCCAGCAAUUCUGACUCCGUCGCUGUUCGGCCUUGCAAGCACCUUCCCUGGCGAAUCAAGCUGUCAGCGCAAUCUCACCCUCAUCGCCAAGUCUUUACAGUCGCUCGCCAACCUUUCAACAUUUGGUGAUAAAGAAUCCUUUAUGAGAUUCAUGAACGCCUACGUGGAGAUUCAGAUACCAGUGAUGAGAACCUUCCUCCGGGAUAUCUCCUCUUUGCCCGACCCUUUCGGGCAUUGCAGUCAAUCAGUGUCCCCGGUAGCCAACAGCAUAGACUGUGGCUACGAGCUUGCCUGUCUCCAGACCAUCUGUUUUGAGCUCUUUAACGCUUCCUCUGCUUCCAGCAGUCAACAGAACACCAGCACCUCACUGCUCACUACAAGCCCUGGAAAGUCCCCACUCACCUCCCUCCCGCCUUCGCUAAUUCGUCUUCCUGAGAUUAUAACUCACCUUGAGAAUAUCAAAAACGGGAUCGCUAUCGAAAGUGACUUCACCGAAACCCAAUCUAUAUUCGAUCCCUCCUAUGCAUCCGGAGAUUCUAGAAGACGUCUUCUAGCAACUGCAGACGGAAAGUGUCAGCCCCACCGCCCUCUCCUUCCCCGAUUCACCGUCUCAAUGGAAGAUUCCAUGGGACCUUUUGAAGCAGAGUCUUUGGGCGGCUUUCGAUCCCUUGUAGAUAACACCCCUAUGAAUUCAUCCAUCCAGAAACCGACUGCAGUCCGACCCAAGACUAUGCGGAUGACAUCUGCCUCACCGGGUGACCAACAAUCGUCAAUUAUUAAUGCCUCGAAGGCUUCAAUGACAAAGUCAACUUCCAUGGGAAAUAACAGGAUCGAUAAAGUCACCUUGCGCGAGAUCCGAAAAGCUUCUGCCUUUCCACGGGGCAUUGAGGGGUCUAGGAGUGGUGUUGGGUCAAAUACGUCUGCGCCUGGAAAUGAUUUGGAUUACGAUGACCCGUAUAAUGAUGAUGUAUACGAUUCGGCAAGUAACUUCUCAUUUUACUUACUGAAGCCGGAAAGGACCGGCGGACAAGUUUCUGCCAAUGACGAGAGUCCUGCACACACCCUCCACUUUCCUUCUCCUCCAAGUGCCUUUUCGCUGUACCGGCGCCCCGCGCCGACGGCUGUAUCUGGCACUAAGUCGAUAACAGAGGUUCCCGUAAUGGAGUGCGCUGCAAGCCCCGUUACCAUCCAGUCGACGACCGCGAAUUCACGGACGUCGAGUGGUGUUUCCUCUGGUUGUACACUUCAUACCUCCCCCCGAAAAGCACACCAAGUUGCCAAUUUGGGCAAGGGACAGAUGAAUUCAACCUUUGCGACCGGUGAAAACCUCGUACUCGAGCCUCGUCCCAAUCCCAUCAAACAUCUUUCGCGCUCUUCCACGAAUUCUUCUUCCUCUGGCCGCUCUUCCCUCACAAAUAAACAGGAUUUGGUGGCUCACCAGCACCACUAUCCGUUUCGUCAGGCUGUCAACGCCAACCUGGCCAAGUGCGCCUCUGAUGUCGCCAACGGCACCUCAAGCAAACGCAAGAGUCAAAUGUCCUCUUCGAUGGAAAACACUUCAUACCAGGUGGACUGCAGCUUUGCCAAUGACUCCACAACUGCCACGACAAUCGGUUCAACAGUAACUAAGGCAGGAGGUGGGGUCCUUCCGAACUCAGCUUUGCCCAGAGUGAAGAGCAGUGGCUUUACCGGGGCUCAUGGCCAUCAGCCACACGCUCAGCUGAUAUUAAAGGAUAACGAGCAGUUGCUGUCAUCUACUUUGGAAGAACUAGGGGAUGCAGUUGCCUGGCUUGAGAGAGAACGCAGUGACUUGUUGAGUAUGCAGGAACGUCGACUACUCAGCAAUCACCCCCCAUCUCGAACAGUCUAUAAUAGUUGCAGUAAUGUAUUUGCUGUCAACAGUACCUGUGGUGUUGCACCGCUAACAAAUUCCAGAAAAGGUGCCUUGUCAACCCCCCAAACAUCGGCUGCAUCCGGAAUGAACACUGCCACUUCAACGGUAUCGUCAUCACCAUUACAACAGCACCUUAAUCCCCACACUUCAUCUCCCACACUCCAUUUGCUCAACUGUACACAUCCAACUGCAGACGAAAUUGUUUCCCUUACCAGAUCAGCUAACAGUCUUACAGAACAGAACUUCCCCCACCAUCAGCACCGCCGAUCUGCCGUCUCAAAAACCUUCACCUUGACCCGAUCCGGCUCUGCCUCUGUAAGCCCUUCACGGAGAAGUAGAGAAGGGAGUGACUCCUCUGACAACGCUUGCGGUUACCAGGUGCGUCGAAAGCGCACCACAACCUUGAUUCCGGCCAGCAAGGUUUUGUCGUCGAUAACUAGUAACAGCGUAAACCAUCGAUCAGGUCCACAAACACCAGUAGAAAGGAGAAGAAUUCCAGGUACAGUAAAUGACAGUGAUGAAGUGACAGAGCACCCCAUGCAGCAACCCCAGAAGCAACAGUCUAGCUUUGUAUCUACGUGGAACUGUAACCUCUAUAUUCCUAACAAUCCUCCUAACAUCGCUGAUGCCGGGCGUUCGCAACGUCGGAGUGCUGGCGCAGGCUUUAUCUUGUCAGGUUCGCCGCUGCUUUCAUAA
This is a messenger RNA of Mesocestoides corti, 3954 nucleotides long. Lineage: Eukaryota; Metazoa; Platyhelminthes; Cestoda; Cyclophyllidea; Mesocestoididae. The record is from the annotation of a GenBank genome assembly.